GGCGAUCUUCCUCUCAAACGAACGCGGGAAGAACGUAAACAAAAGCUCCUUCUUUAUUCGAGUCAACGGAGCAAACGUUAUAUUCUCGAUUAAAAACAUGGCUUUGGUGGCAUAUAGCGAUGACAGUGACAUUGGAAGCGACUCAGAAGAAGUCGAACAACAAGUGAAUGGUGUUCAAAAUGAUAAAAAUGCAAAAAUAUCUCCCGAAAAGAACGAUAGUGAUGGGCAUACCGCAAUAUCUCCCAUCGCCAGUGCAAAUGUCAAUUCAGAACAAAAAUCACCUUCAGACUCUGGCUUACCCUCAGGGAUAGACGAUAUCGUCGAUGAGGAUGAAAACCACUACAGAGAUAAACCGAACAUUUUAGCAUCGAUACCGGAAGCAGUGCCAAUAGAUUCAUUGCAGACGGCCGUAGGUGAAGUGGAAGAUGAGCUUACUGAUGUCCCUACAGCUGAUAAGUGGCUGAACAAGAUAAAAGAAAGUAGAGAAAGCAACACGGCAGAAUCAAGUACAAAGUUUUCCAGUGGGCCUCCCAAGAAGAAGGCGAAGGCUAAAGUGAAAUUUUUCGUGCCAGCACUUUCAGAGUUUGCUGAAGACGAAGAGGAAGAGGAACCAAAGGAGGAGCCUGAAAGAAAGAAAGUCCAACCGUCCAAUAAAGGAAGUGGUCUCUUUUCUUUUCUUCCAGAACCUAAGCACAUUUCAGUUAAGGAAACAAAGCGUCCGCUCAUACCUUAUGUCCUGACCAAACCACCUCCUGCACGCAAGUCACCAAAACCAACUCAGGCAAAGGCAAAAAUGGCAUAUGAUAAAAAGACAGAGGUUGUUAAUGACUCUGAUGAAGAGGAUACUGGACCAUCAGAUUUCUUUUCAUUGUCUGAGCCAUCAUUGGAUGCUGUUGCUGCUGUGCCAUUACCACCCAUCGCGACAACCAUGCCAGAAGUGCAAACUAAGAGUUAUGGUGAAACUGCUAAACCUAAUUAUGAAAAUCAGAUUAAUCAUGUGCCUGUAGAGUCGAUGACCAGUGAGCAGCAACGAGAAGAAUCUCAGUACUCAUUCCAGCCUGAAGAUCAGUCAUCAGAAGGACCUGCAGAUAUUGAUCAGGAGGCAAUGAUCAGGCUAAUGGGAAAGCGAAGAGGAAAGGGUGAAGAAAUAAAUUUCAUUGAUGUCAGUGCAGAUGAUGCAUUAUUGACGCGUGACGAGUGGAUGACAAAAGCCCUUUCAGAAGAGAAACCAACUCAUAGUUAUAGCAAGAAAAAGGAAGGAUUGCCUUCACAAAAGCAAAAGCAGAAACACCAGAUCACAUAUCUUGCCCAUCAAGCAAAGGAGAGAGAGCUGGAACUCAAAAACAAUUGGGCUCAGAAUCGGAUGACAAAAAUGCAGACUCAGGCAAAAUAUGGGUUUUAAGGUCUGGUUGUUUUUUUAAAGAUGUAAAUAGAUUGAAAAAAAAAAUUGGAUGUUGUAACUGGUAUUUUAUUAUUAGCUGUUAUUAAAUCAUUCAAGUGUCAA
Macrobrachium nipponense is the source of this 1504-nucleotide messenger RNA. Its product is annotated as proline-rich protein PRCC-like. NCBI's taxonomy places the organism in Eukaryota, Metazoa, Arthropoda, Malacostraca, Decapoda, Palaemonidae. Gene Ontology annotation, cellular component: nucleus. The record is from RefSeq and is a predicted model, not a curated record. The transcript has 2 exons. Bases 98 to 1402 code for a protein of 434 amino acids.